AUGUAAUAUUGUUUUCAGGCAUGAAUGGAGGUCUCCGGGAAACUUGGUCACGACGACUCGACAUUAGUAUGUAUCCCGUGUGAUAGAGAUGCUGUAAAGGAACCAGCUUAUGGUUUUUGCCAGGACUGCCAGGAGCAUCUAUGUGAAACAUGCUACAAACAUCACAGACGUGCACGUCCAUUACGAAAUCAUGUCCUCAUUGACAAAGAAUCCAUGCCAAAGACCCGGGCAAUUGCAUCUUCAACAUCGGACGAUACGGUGGAUCAUUGCGAGAAACACCUUGAUAAACCAUUAGAAUUCUAUUGUAGAGAUCACAAACUGGUGGCUUGUUAUGUUUGUGUGACACUGGAACACAAACAGUGUAAGGUGAACUAUAUUCCUGAUGUUUCUGAAAACAUGUCUGAUGAGAUGACUGAUGUAUUAGAACAGUUGGAAUCGUUUAUUAAAAGAUGUAAAUCGAAGGUAGAAUAUGUUAAUAAAGCUGCGCGAAAUCUAGACCAGAGUCAUGCGAAAGUUGUUGAAGAUAUCAAAGUUUUCAGGAAAGAAAUAAAUGAAUGUUUGGAUAGAAUGGAAAACCAAAUAUUCAAAGAAGCUGACUUAAUGGUAAACAGUGAAAAAAGUAAAGAGGAAACCGUAUUAAAUGCUUGCUUAGAGAUAACUGAAGAACUUGAAUGUUCACAUUCGUUGUUAAUUGCAUUAAGAGAAGAAAACAAGCAAAACAAGCUUUUCAUUGAGAUGAAAAACGCCGAAAAACGUCUACCGAUAUUGACAGAUAAGGAAGUGCAAGUAUUAGAUGCAAAUACAACAAUCGAAUGUAUCCAAUUUACAAGGAACACGAGCCUCUUAGAUCGGCUGAAGAACGAGAUUGAAUUUGGAACAUUGUUAACAUGUGUACAACCGUCACCAGAUAAAACAUUAAACUUACAAUAUGAUCAUACACUAAACGUGAAGUUUAAAUCCGAUAAGAAACAAUGCCAUAUCUUGGGUAUAGCUAUGAUUGCUCCUAUGAAAAUAAUUGUUGCUGACAAUGCCAACAACAGUAUCAAAAUGAUAGACGUUGAGACAAAAUCAGUUAUAAUAGAGACAAUUUUGUCUUCACAGCCAUAUGAUGUUAUAGCUAUUCCAGGAAAUAAACUAGCUGUGACUUUAACAAAUGAAAAAUGUAUUCAGUUAUUGUCUCAUACUGAAGCAGAAUUUUCAUUAGAUCGACGUAUAGCUGUAGGAGAAAAUUGCAGUGGUGUAGCUUAUUGCCAGAAUAAGUUUGUUGUCUCUUGCAGGGCAUCAAAGAAAAUAAUUAUUAUCAAUGAUGAAGGAAAUAUUCUCAAUGUCCUUGGUUCUCCUGCUAUGUUUUAUGGACCAGUCAGAGUUUCGGUCCGCAAUGAUGAGACGUUCCUAUAUGUUUCGGAUACGGAUUUUGAAAACAAUAGCAAGGUUGUGAAAAUUGAUUGGGAAGGA
This is a messenger RNA of Ruditapes philippinarum (Manila clam), 1455 nucleotides long. Its product is annotated as E3 ubiquitin/ISG15 ligase TRIM25-like. Gene Ontology annotation, molecular function: ubiquitin-protein transferase activity; zinc ion binding; protein binding. The annotation marks the transcript as partial. The transcript has a single exon. Gene Ontology annotation, biological process: positive regulation of DNA-templated transcription. NCBI's taxonomy places the organism in Eukaryota, Metazoa, Mollusca, Bivalvia, Venerida, Veneridae. The record is from RefSeq and is a predicted model, not a curated record. Gene Ontology annotation, cellular component: chromatin; nucleoplasm.